AAAUGCAGGUCGUAUGACACGGAGGCAUUGCCGGAGAACUUCUGCAUCAUUGAAAGUCGCGAGUCUGUGAGGGACUUUGCAAAGCUGCAGCUCGAGGAGAUCAGCCAGAACAUUUCCGCGCGCCGCAACAAGAUAUUUUUGCUUAUGGAGGAAGUGCGGCGGCUGCGCAUUCAACAGCGCAUCAAGACAAAGGAGGAGGAGUUGGGAGAAGAGAGGUAUCCCAGUGCGCUACCUUUCCUGCCUCCCCUGACAGAUGCUACCAUCAGCGGGUACUUUCAGUUCUACGCUGCAGCCUGUGCUGUCAUCAUCAUCUUUGGCGGCCUGCUCUCGCCCAUUCUGGAAGUGCGUCUGGGCAUUGGAGGCACAUCGUACGAGCAGUUUAUCCGGUCGAUGCACCUGCCGGCGCAGCUGGCGGAGGUAGACCCCAUCGUGGCAUCCUUCUGCGGCGGUGCUGUGGGGGUCCUGUCCACGCUGCUCGUUGUGGAGGUUAACAACGCCAAGCUGCAGGCCAAGACCCGCUGCGUCUACUGCGAGGCGCGCACUGAGCCCUCCAAAUUACAAACAUUCCCGUGCUCCGCCCUCAUGACACCCCUCAUUGGCAAGACAUCGAAUGGCCCAAUGACGGUUGCAGGGGAGCGGUGUGGGUCCUGUUCAGGCACGGGCAAGGUCAUGUGCAUAGCCUGCCUGUGCACUGGCAAGAAGGUUGCCCGUGAGCAUGACAUCAGGCUUGAUCCAUUC
Messenger RNA from Coccomyxa subellipsoidea C-169, 738 nucleotides. RefSeq lists its product as hypothetical. The annotation marks the transcript as partial. The transcript is spliced from 5 exons. The record is from RefSeq and is a predicted model, not a curated record. NCBI's taxonomy places the organism in Eukaryota, Viridiplantae, Chlorophyta, Trebouxiophyceae, Coccomyxaceae.